AUGGGUUUUUUGGACCGGCUGGUUGGCAAGACGCCGCAGCAGCAGGAGGAAGAGCGCGCAGCGGCGGCAGCGAAGCAGCAGCAGCAGAGCGCGCCGACGCCGAGCACGUCGGCCAGCGAGCUUCUGCGCGACACUGCACCGCAGGCGGGCGCUUUCUCAGCGGCGAGCGCGCAGCGCCUGUACGAUCCGUACGAGGGCAUCUCUACGGCGGUCGGCGGCCGCAAGCACGCGUUCACGCUGCCGGAGGGGCCAGAGUACGUCUUUCAGGAGGAGGCGGCCGCGCGGCGGAGAGGCUGGGGAGAGAACCUGCAGUUCUACACGGGCGUGGGCUACUUGGGAGGCGGUGCCACCGGGUUUGCCAUUGGCGGCUACCGCUAUCUGCAGUCGCCCGCGGAGCCCGCGCUCUCCAGCGUCAAGCUCAAGGCCAACCGCCUCAUCAACAUGAGCGGCUCCCUUGGGCGCCGCUUCGCGUGCGCGUCGGCAAUUCUGGGGCUCUACUUUGCGGUGUCUGAGAGCUACAUAUAUCACACCGUGGACGGCCGCCUGCCCGACGGCGUGGCGACGGCAGCAGCUGGCUUCACGACGGCGGCGCUGUUCCGCUCGCCGCGCGGCCUGCGGACCGCGUCUGUGGCGGGCCUGGUGGGCGCCGCCGCGGCCGCGGGCCUGCACGCGGCGCGCCAGAGGUGGCCAUCCUUGUGA
Molecule: messenger RNA, 699 nt
Organism: Monoraphidium neglectum
Lineage: Eukaryota; Viridiplantae; Chlorophyta; Chlorophyceae; Sphaeropleales; Selenastraceae
Exons: 3
Coding region: 1-699 (232 amino acids)
Biological process (GO): protein import into mitochondrial matrix
Cellular component (GO): TIM23 mitochondrial import inner membrane translocase complex; mitochondrial inner membrane
Molecular function (GO): transmembrane protein transporter activity
Source: RefSeq, a predicted model, not a curated record